Molecule: messenger RNA, 1935 nt
Organism: Pleurotus ostreatus (oyster mushroom)
Lineage: Eukaryota; Fungi; Basidiomycota; Agaricomycetes; Agaricales; Pleurotaceae
Exons: 15
Coding region: 1-1935 (644 amino acids)
Biological process (GO): proteolysis
Cellular component (GO): cytosol
Molecular function (GO): zinc ion binding; aminopeptidase activity; metallopeptidase activity
Source: RefSeq, a predicted model, not a curated record
AUGUCGGAUCCAACAACACAGACCAAUUAUCUUCAGGCCGCAACUACUCAUGUCGCCUUCGAUUGGACGGUAGACUUCCGGAAACAGAUCAUCUCCGGAUCAGCGACGCAUACUGUAGAGAUCAAGGAGAGUGGCGUAAAGGAAGUGAGCUUCGACACUGCAGACCUUGAUCUUCAUGGAGUUCAGGUUGAUGGGAAUGAUUCCGCCUACGAAUUGAAAGCAAGGCAUGUGGUUAUGGGAUCUGCCCUCCACGUCCCACUGCCCGCAGGAUUAAGGGUUGGCGCGACGGUGAAAGUCAAAGUAUCGUAUGCCACGACAGAGGCCUGUACUGCUCUGCAGUGGUUAGACAAAGAGCAAACUCAAGGGAAGACGUUCCCUUAUUUGUUCAGCCAGUGCCAACCCAUAUACGCCCGCGCUCUAGCACCAAUACAAGAUACACCAUCCGUAAAAAUCACGUAUUCGGCCAGUGUAUCUUGCGUCCUCCCCGUCCUCCUUUCGGCCAUCCGUCAAUCUCCUCCUUCUGAUGGACCGGCUCACGAUGGCAAGGAAAUAGGGAAAGAUGUUGUCACAUACACAUACGAACAAGCAAGUCGUGCACCCGUUCCCAUACCUUCCUACCUAAUUGCCAUCGCUUGCGGGGAUGUAAGAUACAAGCCUUUCCCUCCGCCUGAUGGCAAGACGUGGAAGAGCGGUAUCUGGGCAGAGCCUGCGAUGAUCGAUGCUGCGUAUUGGGAAUUCAGCGCUGAUACCAACGAUUUCCUAGCGGCGGAAGAAGCCAUCGUCACGCCAUACAGGUUCGGCGUUUAUGACCUCCUUGUCUUACCGCCAUCAUUCCCCUAUGGAGGCAUGGAAAAUGCUUGCCUGACCUUCCUAACGCCUACUUUGCUUACUGGCGAUCGAACCCUUGUGGACGUUGUUGUUCAUGAACUCACACACUCAUGGUUCGGGAACGGAGUAACGCACGCACAUGCCUCCCACUUCUGGCUGAAUGAAGGAUGGACAACGUACAUUGAGCGCGUGCUGCAGGAAAAGUUGCACUCCCCUGCCCACCGAGGGUUUUCCUUCUUGAUCGGCUCAAAGGCAUUGACCGAUGCUCUGAAAGGAUAUCAAGAUCGCCCGAAAUACCAGCGGCUGAUGAUUGACUUUGAACGUGGCGAGGACCCCGAUGAUGCAUACAGUAGCAUCCCCUACGAGAAAGGAGCCAACCUGAUACUUCAUCUUGAACGUACCGUCGGAGGCUUAGAUGUAUUCCUGCCCUACGUCAAGGAUUAUGUUAGCACGUUUCUCGGUAAAAGCAUCACGACGGAACAAUGGAAGGCACACCUCUUCGGGUACUACGAGAAGCACGGCGGACCGGACAAGAUCAAGGCUCUGGAGAGCGUGGACUGGGAGGCUUGGUUACACGGCGAAGGUACCACACUCCCGGUCGACAUGCAAUAUGAUAUGUCAUUGGCGGACAAGGCAUACGUACUUGCGGAAAGAUGGGACAAAGCCCGCGAAACAUCCGAUAUAGCCCAACUCGACUUCAAGGCCUCGGACCUGAAAGACUUCGACUCGAAUCAGAAAAUUGUGUUCCUGGAGCGGCUGCAGUCAUAUCCUCCCCUACCGGCCUCGCAUCUGAAACAUCUUGCGGUGUUGUACGACUUAUCGGAAACUACCAACGCGGAGAUUCGACUGCGCUUUUACGAGGUUGUGCUGUCUGAUGGCGAUGGCGAAUCUUCUGCGGCGACUCACUUUGCUCCUGAGGCUGCGAAGUGGGUCGUGGGGGACGACGGUACCGGUGUUAUCAAAGGCCGCAUGAAGUUCUGCCGACCCGUGUUCAAGGCUGUGGCCAAAGUGGACAAGAAACUUGCAGUGAAAACGUUUGAUGGCUCGAAGACGGCCUUCCAUCCGAUUGCAAGGAAGCUGAUUGAAAAGGACCUCGGGAUCGCUUAA